Messenger RNA from Pygocentrus nattereri (red-bellied piranha), 2538 nucleotides. It is a transcript of the gene irx6a, whose product is annotated as iroquois homeobox 6a. Gene Ontology annotation, cellular component: nucleus. Gene Ontology annotation, biological process: neuron differentiation; cell development; regulation of transcription by RNA polymerase II. NCBI's taxonomy places the organism in Eukaryota, Metazoa, Chordata, Actinopteri, Characiformes, Serrasalmidae. Bases 309 to 1835 code for a protein of 508 amino acids. Gene Ontology annotation, molecular function: RNA polymerase II cis-regulatory region sequence-specific DNA binding; DNA-binding transcription factor activity, RNA polymerase II-specific. The record is from RefSeq and is a predicted model, not a curated record. The transcript has 7 exons.
AUAGAGGCACAAAUAAUGGCACAAGCAGAAGUCCAUAUCUUGCAAGUCUUACGUUAUCCUUUAAGCUUUCUUCAGCACCAGCAACAAUAUUUUUUGUACUUGAUUAGGAUUUACUCUAAUUUCUUGUUUCCUUAGGGGGAUUAGGCAUACAUAUAAAAACUAAGGGCAGGCGUAAACAGCCUCAGCACUCCCCUCUAAAAGUGCAGUCAUCUAUUAUUGAGCGAAAGGCCGAGCGUGGAAAUGCGUGUAAGACGGUGGAUUUGAAGUAGAUUUGGUUUCAAUCGAUCAGCGGAGAAGAAUAUUUGCUGAUGGUAACAAAAGAAGCAGCUAUGUCUUUCUCUCAGUUUGGAUAUCCUUACAAUGCAACUUCUCAGUUUUUCGUGUCGCCAAACCCCAGUACGACUUGCUGCGAUUCGAUUUCCAGGUCGGUGUCUGACGGCUCGAGCGCUCCGCACUCCGCCGCCGCCGCCGCCUCCUUCUGCUGCCCGACCUACGAGAACCGGCUGCUGGCGAGCGCGCGCCCCGAGCUCAACGCCGCGGCGCUCGGCAUGUACGGCUCCCCGUACGCCGCCGGCCACAACUACGCCAACUACUUCCAGUACAGCGCGGAGCCCUCCGCCAUCUACUCCACACUGAACCCACAGUAUGAGAUUAAGGAGGGCACUGGAAGCCUCCACAGUGGGAUCAGCCAGCCCGCUGCUUACUACCCUUACGACCACUCACUGGGCCAGUACCAGUAUGACAGGUACGGGUCGGUAGACUUCAAUGGCUCAGCCAGGAGGAAAAAUGCCACCCGCGAGACCACAAGCACUCUCAAAACAUGGCUUUAUGAACACCGGAAGAACCCGUACCCAACCAAGGGCGAAAAGAUCAUGCUGGCCAUCAUCACCAAAAUGACCCUCACCCAAGUGUCCACCUGGUUCGCCAACGCCAGGAGGAGGCUGAAGAAGGAGAACAAGAUGACCUGGUCACCCAAGAACAAAGCAGGAGAUGACAAGAAGGAGAACCUGGAUAAGAUGGAGCAGGAAUGUGUCACCAAAGACUCUAAAGACUGUAAAGAAGAGCGGGACCUGCGCCUCAGUGACCUGGAUGACAUCGAGGAUGAGGAUGAGGACUGUGACAAGCUGGACAGCGACUGUGAGAAAUCUGGCCAGGAUGCACUGGCUCUCGCCCAACCCUCUGUGCCCACGUCCACCCCCCCAAAGAGAGACUGCAACGCCGACCUGCCUGUACCCUCUGGCUUCCCUUCCUUCCCUUGCGGCCUAAAGGGCGUGACAGCCCUUGUUCCAGACUACCUGGACCCUCUGGGCUCCAAACAGCAGCAGCAGCAGCCUCCGACUUUAUCCACUUCCAUGGGCCCCAUUUCCCUGUCCCACUUCCAGGCAUCGUCGGAUCAGAAGCCACGGAUCUGGUCUCUGGCCCAGACUGCAGCUUCUGGGGUGGUGCUGGGGAGCACCCAUAAUGCAGGGGAGAUACGGACUGGGGGUGGAGUGGGAAACUGCCAGCUACAAACAUCCCGGGUACCUGUGGUGGGCACCGGAGGGCAGUGUGGGGAUGCCAAGGGCCUCCAGGACCCCACGAGCCUGGGAAACACUGAGAGCCUUUUCGAAGAGGGAGCACAGGGGCUAAAUAAGGCAUACAACACAGGAAGCUACAGAGGCCUACAACUUCACUGUUCCUCCUACCAGGCCCUGACAGACUCCUGCCAGUACUCCAGCAUGGAAGGAUUCUGCAGUGGGGCCAAGUCUGAGUCCGAAGCCUCCGAGCUCAGUGACACGUGUCUAACGCUGCAGGACACCAAGACAACCGCUUUCAGACCUGUGAUGAAGAGGUGAGGCAGGCUCGCGGAGGCGCUACCCUUACGCACCGGGACGUUUCUGUAACUUCAAUUAUGCACUACGGACCUGAGACGACGUACAAAAAGCUCUUGGCAGCUGAAACGUGAGCGCGCUGAAUGGGCCGCUCCGCAGGAACUGUGAACGCGGAGGUAGCCAUAAUUUUGCACAAUAUGAUUUCCAUGGUGUUGAUGACUUUAUGCAAUGUUUAAAAAAAAUGCAACUGUUAUGAAACAAACAAAACAAAACAAAACAAAAAAAAAACAUGUCUGUGAAUUUCUGAUGUCUGCAAUGGCAAUCGUAGUUUAGUGGUCUUAUUUAUCUAUUUAUUGUUUUAUUCUUUCAUUUAUUUCACUAUUUAUUUCCGUGCCAUGCGUCUCUCUCAAUGUUUCGUUGUGUAGUUUAUUUCCCGUGGUCACGUGCUAAAUGUUUCUCCGUGUUUGUUUGUUUUUUUUUUUUUUCUCGUUUGUUUGUCUGUUUGUUUUGGGGGGACAAAUGUGAAGCUUGUCGUGAGCCUUUUUUAUUAUUAUUAUUAUUAAUGUUUUAUUUGCUUACUGACUCUGAGUAUUGCAGCCUAAAGAAUGAGCCAUGUUCGACAAAAGACAAAAAAGAAGAAGAAAAGAAAAGGACAUUGUGAACGGGCCUAUAAGUGUUCCGUGUUCGCCAUUUAUAAACUAUUUUAUAAGAAUGCAUUUUUUUCCAA